ACAGUGUGAAGCUUGAAGUCGAGUAUAAAACCAAACGCCAACAUUAGAAGGCGCAGGAAAUCCGCGUCGUUUGGAGUUGGAAAGAAAAGCCGGUUAAAAGAUUUUUAAAUUUGUUUCGUUCGAGACCGAGGAGAUCACACUUUGCCUUGUUUACUGUCGCGUCCUAACCCAACUGACCCAAGAUGUUGUCUAGGGGUUCUAUGAAGGAUGUGAUUGAUGUCAUGCAGUUGCAGCAAUCUAAAGGUCGAGAAUUCCCCCCUGUUAAGUACAAGGAUCGUAUUAACAAUUUUACAGGCGCUCGUUUUAUUUUCGAAUGUGGUCUCAAACUUAAUGCUCAACCUCUCACUAUUGCUAGUGCUGCAGUGUUGUUCCACAGAUUCUUUAGAGAGGCAGAUAUGAAUUUAUAUGACCCCUAUCUGUUUGGAGCAACUGCAUUGUAUUUAGCGGGUAAAAGCAAAGAUGAUCCUUUGAAACUCCGUGAUGUCAUGAAUGUGUCACACAAUACCUUAAACCGCAACGCACCACCACUGGAACUUAAUAGUGAUUACUGGAACUUACGAGACUCCAUAGUGCAGGCUGAACUCUUACUCAUGCGGAUGCUGCGGUUUGAAGUUACACCAGAAUAUCCUCACAAGUAUAUGUUUCACUACCUGAAAAGCCUGCAAGGUUGGUUUGAAGCUGAUCAAUGGAGACGGAUCCCUCUGGCUAAGGCUUCGAUUGCCUUCUUGCAGGAUUUCCAUUUGGAUUCUGCAGUGCUAGACUAUUCUCCUCAGCAUGUGGCUCUGGCAUGUAUUGGUCUGGCUCUGCAAUGCUAUGGAGUCACUGUUCCCUUGACCAAUGAAUGCGAUGGACCAUUCUGGUAUUCUGUAUUUGCAGAGGAUUUGAACAAAGACAAAAUGUGGGAAAUUAUGGAGAAAAUAAUGGCUGUUUAUGAUAAGGAAACUGAAGUACCUACCUGAAUUUUUAGAGUUCCCAUGGGAUUUACCUACACAUCUAUCAACUAUUCAUCACUGAUUUCUGGAAUCAAUUUAAUUAUCCAAUGCAUUUAUCAUUAAAACAUUAAAAACCCA
Molecule: messenger RNA, 1070 nt
Organism: Frankliniella occidentalis (western flower thrips)
Lineage: Eukaryota; Metazoa; Arthropoda; Insecta; Thysanoptera; Thripidae
Gene: koko
Product: cyclin-Q
Exons: 8
Coding region: 183-959 (258 amino acids)
Biological process (GO): regulation of transcription by RNA polymerase II
Cellular component (GO): nucleus
Molecular function (GO): cyclin-dependent protein serine/threonine kinase regulator activity
Source: RefSeq, a predicted model, not a curated record